AUGUUCUCCGAAUAUGCUUCGAGAUUCCUCGCACAGUCACAAUCCCGGAUUUCCAACUUUGGCCAGGGGGACAACGGCGAUAGAUUUUCUCGGCCAACGGAUUGGCAAGGCAGAAACUCACGACUAGCAGGGCGCGCUUUCUUGGGUAGGGGCGGCGGAAACCCAUACCAGCCCAGUGGCUCCAGGUUUGGCAGCUUAGCUGGCUUCGGCUCUCGGUAUGCGACCAACGAUGCCCCUUUGUUUCAGGCCACUCUUGAGCAAGAUGACGAAGAUGAGGAGGAGAGAGAUCGGGAGGCCGCAGACUUGUUUGCUCUCCAGCGGUCGCGGCGCGUGUUCGCUACAAGCCACCUCGACGAGAGUACAGAAACGGAAAAUGACGGUAGUCAUGCAUCUCUGGAGCACAGCCAAGAGGAAGGGGUGGGAUCGGUAGAAGAACGGCUCCGUGGGAUUAACAGCAGUUGGAAUGGUACAAAAGGUUAUUCUCGUCGGACCCUACAGCCGCAGGACACAGGCAAGGGCAAGUGGAAACAACAGAGAAACUUGACAGGUGGCAAUCUUAGCAGGGGGAUGGAAGACGUUGCACUGGAGUCUACGAUUGCCGAGAGCGGAGCACCAGAGGACUUAGCAAGGGAGACACCCGCGGACGACGAGCCACCAGCCUUUCUGAGGUUCAAAUCGCCCACCCUCCCAGCACGGCAGUCGCCCGGACGAGACUCAGCAGACGAUCCCGAACUUGGUCCCCCACGCGCUCCAAGCUCCCUGGACACCAACCUGAACGGCAGCCCGGGUUCGUCCGCCGUCGAGGGCGAGAUAUUCAAGCACGAUGCUUUCUUCGCCUGGCUCUAUUUGAUUGCCCAGGCAUCACUCUUCGCAACCUUUGUGCUGGUCUUCCUGCACACUAGCCGGGGAGACAGGCCGCUGGGGGACACCAUCUACACUACUUUGCGCGCUUCCUUCCACCUCCUGGCUGUCGACACCUUAGUCUCGAUCGUUGUCUCCCUUAUUUGGCUUGCGGCGCUGCGUUCAUUCGUCAAGCCUCUGGUUGCUCUGGUCUUAGUUGGCGUACCGGUGAUCUUGAUAUCCUUCUCGCUAUACGCUUUCGUUUCCAGCUACCAGGUUGCUAGCGGCAGUACCCGUCUCCAAGACACUAUUAUGCGUUGGGCGGCUGGCGUUCCUGCCGCCUCAGCAUUAGUCUGGCUGUAUCUUGUCUACAGGGGACGGCACGCGCUGAAGUCGGCAGUCGGCAUCCUCGAGUUCUCGAGCCGGAUUCUGGCCGCAAACCCGGCCCUUGUUCUCGUCGGCAUGGGUUGUCUCGCUUUUGUGGUGACCUGGACUUGGAUCUGGCUUCUCAUGUUCACCCGGGUCUUUCUGGGAGGGAGCUUCUCAAGCGGGCUCGCAAAGUUCAUCAUCAGCACGUCUAGUUGGUGGCUCGGAGUGUACUUCAUUCUAAUGUACAUCUGGACGUUGUCCAUUGUCUCAGGGGUCCAGCGAAGCACCACAGCGGCUGCGGUAUCUCAAUGGUAUUUCCAUCGCAAUGCGGUGCCGGCUCCGUCCUCCAGAGAGAUUGUGUCAGCAGCUCUAGGACAUGCACUGACGACCAUCUUCGGUACCAUCAGCCUGUCGACGCUGCUGGCCCUCGGCAUCCGGCUGCCGUUGCUGAUCUUGCCGCAACGGCUAGCCAAUAUCCUCAGCCUAGUCGUCUACUCGUUCAUUCCGACCCCCAUCGCUGCCUUGACGAAUCCCUUGACAUUGACCUACGCAGCGAUCCAUUCGCAGACAUUGGCCAUGUCAUCCAAAGGAAUCAGCCAGAUGGACUUCCUCUCGCCCCAGCGACCGACAACCACACUCACGCCCGCGUCGCUCCCCAAACACAACCGAUAUUCGCCUCUGUUGCCGUACCGGCUUGCAAAGCUGAUUCUCCACGCAACACGAUUCAUGAUGGCCACGGCCUUGGGAUUCGCAGGCUGGGUCAUGACGGCGCGGCAGCUGAGGAUCGAUCGCCCCGACGGCCUGGGAGUGCGAGGUAGCGCAUACGCAUAUGUGGUGGGCCUGAUCGCCAGCUUCAUCGGCUGGGGAAUCUUGGGCGCGAUGGAGGGUAUCUUGAGCGGAAUCGUGGAUGGCGUUGUUGUCUGCUAUGGAAGCGAGAAGCGCAUGGCCACGGGCGUUGGUGGAUACUGCAUGGAGGCGGCAUAUCUCUUUGGGGGUCGGCGACAGGACGGCGCCAGUGAGGAGGUUUAUUGA
Chaetomium strumarium is the source of this 2241-nucleotide messenger RNA. RefSeq lists its product as uncharacterized. The record is from RefSeq and is a predicted model, not a curated record. Gene Ontology annotation, molecular function: transmembrane transporter activity. The transcript has 2 exons. Gene Ontology annotation, cellular component: plasma membrane. Gene Ontology annotation, biological process: transmembrane transport. NCBI's taxonomy places the organism in Eukaryota, Fungi, Ascomycota, Sordariomycetes, Sordariales, Chaetomiaceae. The coding region runs from base 1 to 2241 and encodes 746 amino acids.